GUUAUCCCACAGAUACUUAAACUCUUACUCUUUGUUCUUUUCAGCAAAUUUACUUGAUAACAUGCUUUUGCGAAGCUCAGGAAAAUUAAAUGUGGGCACCAAGAAAGAGGAUGGUGAGAGUACAGCUCCCACCCCUCGUCCAAAGAUCUUGCGUUGCAAAUGCCACCACCAUUGUCCAGAAGACUCAGUCAACAAUAUUUGCAGCACAGAUGGAUAUUGUUUCACAAUGAUAGAAGAAGAUGAUUCUGGGAUGCCUGUGGUCACUUCUGGAUGUCUAGGACUAGAAGGCUCAGAUUUUCAGUGUCGGGACACCCCCAUUCCUCAUCAAAGAAGGUCAAUUGAGUGCUGCACAGAACGGAAUGAAUGCAAUAAAGACCUUCACCCUACCCUGCCUCCCCUGAAAACCAGAGAUUUUGUUGACGGACCUAUACACCACAAGGCCUUACUUAUAUCUGUAACCGUCUGUAGUUUGCUAUUGGUCCUUAUUAUUUUAUUCUGUUACUUCAGGUAUAAAAGACAAGAAACCAGACCUCGGUACAGCAUCGGGUUAGAGCAGGAUGAAACGUACAUUCCUCCUGGAGAAUCCCUGAGAGACUUAAUUGAGCAGUCUCAAAGCUCAGGAAGUGGAUCAGGCCUCCCUCUGCUGGUCCAAAGGACUAUAGCUAAGCAGAUUCAGAUGGUGAAACAGAUUGGAAAAGGUCGCUAUGGGGAAGUUUGGAUGGGAAAGUGGCGUGGCGAAAAGGUAGCUGUGAAAGUGUUCUUCACCACAGAGGAAGCCAGCUGGUUCCGAGAGACAGAAAUAUAUCAGACAGUGUUGAUGAGGCAUGAAAACAUUCUGGGGUUCAUUGCUGCAGAUAUCAAAGGGACAGGGUCCUGGACCCAGUUGUACCUAAUCACAGACUAUCAUGAAAACGGUUCCCUCUAUGAUUACCUGAAGUCCACCACCCUCGAUACAAAAUCGAUGCUGAAGUUAGCCUAUUCUUCCGUCAGUGGCCUGUGUCACUUACACACAGAAAUCUUUAGCACCCAAGGCAAACCGGCAAUCGCCCACCGAGACCUGAAAAGUAAGAACAUCCUGGUGAAGAAAAAUGGAACUUGUUGUAUAGCUGACCUGGGCCUGGCUGUUAAAUUUAUUAGUGAUACGAAUGAAGUUGACAUCCCACCCAACACCCGAGUUGGCACCAAACGCUACAUGCCUCCCGAAGUGUUGGAUGAGAGCUUAAAUAGAAAUCACUUUCAGUCUUACAUUAUGGCCGACAUGUACAGUUUUGGACUCAUCCUUUGGGAGGUUGCUAGGAGAUGUGUAUCAGGAGGUAUAGUGGAAGAAUACCAGCUUCCAUAUCAUGAUCUCGUGCCCAGCGACCCUUCUUAUGAGGACAUGCGAGAGAUUGUUUGCAUCAAAAAGCUCCGUCCCUCGUUCCCCAACCGGUGGAGCAGUGAUGAGUGUCUAAGGCAGAUGGGAAAACUCAUGAUGGAAUGCUGGGCUCACAAUCCUGCAUCAAGACUGACAGCCCUACGUGUUAAGAAGACACUAGCCAAAAUGUCAGAGUCCCAGGACAUUAAACUCUGAUGUGAGGAGAAGAAAUAAGCGUCUCUGGAGAAAGCCAGGAGAUAUUCUUCUGUUCGUGGGCAGAGCAGAAGAUGUUCCAGAAGUAUCCACAAUACAAGCCUUGAACAUCAUCCUGCUUCCCAGUGGGUUCAGCCUCACCUCUCAGGGAGCAGCCUGACAAAGAGAAGUUCCCAGAAACACGUUUUCAUCGUAUCUGUCUGUAGGAGGGAGAAAGUGCUUGGGUAACUCGUUCAAGAUACAUGAUGCAUGUUGCUUUCUAAGAAAGCCCCAUAUUUUGGUAUUGCCUUUUUUUUUUUCCCCCAAAAGAUGCUUUAAUUUUGCCAAAAUAGAACAAAU
This is a messenger RNA of Enhydra lutris kenyoni (northern sea otter), 1906 nucleotides long. Its product is annotated as bone morphogenetic protein receptor type 1B. The transcript has 10 exons. Gene Ontology annotation, biological process: protein phosphorylation; BMP signaling pathway; dorsal/ventral pattern formation. Lineage: Eukaryota; Metazoa; Chordata; Mammalia; Carnivora; Mustelidae. The record is from RefSeq and is a predicted model, not a curated record. Gene Ontology annotation, molecular function: transforming growth factor beta receptor activity, type I; ATP binding; SMAD binding. Bases 62 to 1570 code for a protein of 502 amino acids. Gene Ontology annotation, cellular component: signaling receptor complex; plasma membrane.